AUGAAGACUAUUUUAUUGGCUUUGCUGUUUUUUGCUGUGGUUUUGUUUGUCACCGUUGAAUGUAGAAGAACCGGGCCUGGCAAGGGAAAAGAUCCUAAGUCUGGAAAAGGAGCGAUCGGCAAGCUUAGGAAACUAGGUAAAAGGCACUACAUUGGGUGUAUUUUCUUUGGUUGUGUUUAUGGUAAACAGCUCUCUUUUACUUCCCAGAGAUUUUGAUAGUCUUUUGAAAUGCAGGGCUUGUAACUUCUUUGCUAGAUGCCCUACAUUUUAAGCGCCAAAAACCGGCCGAUACCGGUAGUUGUCAGGUAUUAUUAAAUGGGGGAACUGUUUCCAUAAGUACUGUUGAACUUACUUCAAUUUUAGAGAGUUUCAAUGCACUUAAGUAGAGGAAAAUUCAAAUAGAUCUUAUGCAAAACAGAGAAAUACGUCCAUAUAUGAUGAUCGUGCUUUUGAAGUCAUCUGUCAACCAAACAAAACUGCGCAAUAACAAUGAUUAUACAAAAGGCGAUUUGUCUUUUAGUCUCCUCUUUGAGAACGACCUUUGCCUUUGCCAACUGCCACAGAUGCAAAAUCACUUUUACAGGAUAACAUUUGUUUUUAGUGAAGCAUCUGGCAAAACCAUGGUUUUUAUUAUUUUUCGUCGGCGUGAUCAUUAUCCUGAGCUGUGUAGCCGCCACGGCGCCAGCCUGCAUGAGAACAAGCGUUGUUUUUUUCGCGUUUUUCAUGCGAAAGAAGCGAGCGAGGGCGCGAGACACGCGCACGAUGGGUGAAGGCCCUACACGCCCGCUUCGUGUUUCGCUCGCCCGAAAAACGCGGGAAAAUGGGACUGUUAUUUCACUAUUUUUCUCUGUUCCUCUCUCUGUCUUUUACUCUCUUAAAGAGACAUCAUAUUGUCUGUCUACAGGCUGCCUUGUCAAGAACUGUUCCACGUGCAAUGAUGGCUUUGUUAGAAUCACCUACAGUUUGGCACGAAGACGAUUACAAGCUAAUAAAAAUUUUACCGUUUGCAAGCCUUGUAAUCAAACUGAGAAAGGAAGGAUGAAAGCAAAAUUGCAAGUGAUCGAUAGAGACGAGUCCAAAUGCCCUCCAGGUCAGAAGGAACAUUCAUUUUUAGUUACGGAAUUUAAAAUAAUGUGAAAAUACCCUCAACAAAUGAAGCGAAAGAGAGGAGAAGCAGAGGAGAAACGCUCUUCAAUAACAAUCAGAAUAUCAAAACUCCUGCGUCUGUAAUCUGCUGUAAUUCCCGGCUUUGUGUUUCUAAGUCAGUAAACAUAGUGAUCUCUGCGUGCUUGAGAGAAAAAGAUCAGAUUUACCUGUAAAAAGUCAAGCCUAGUAUUUGAAUAAUUCAAUUUUGACUGACCAAUGGCAUUAGACUGCGAAACAGUCCGUAUUUUUGUCAUUUCUUGCGAGCAGUCAAACGCGACUCUAGGGCCGGUAGAGAACCGACUGAAUAGUCUAAAAACAGACUUUAUAUUCCUUUGUCGCCAUCUAGCGAAUAACAAAGGUUUACUUUUUCGGAGCACUCGUAUAGUUAAACAGCGCUUUGAGGUGUGAGCUCCUCUGAGCCUCUACUGUAGUAAAGCCAAUCAACAUGUUCAUGAAUUUGUUCCGAUUUCAGUUACUGGUGCGACCGAAGCUCCAUGUAGCAGAAACUGUGCCUUUUGUGUCGAUGGCGAAUGUACUCAGUGUAACCAGGGAUUCGCCCAUGUAAGACAUACCAAGCGUCAGAACAUUACACGUUGCGUUCGAUGUGAGAUGAGAAACUCCAAGAGGAAAGCGGCAAAGUUUACAGUCCUUGACGAAUCGCAAUGCCCAGGUAAAAUGCCGACAUCCUCCUAGCCUGAAUAGUAGACUUCGAGUUUUUCUCAGGGAUAAAUACUUGAGUGCUUGUGAACCUUUCCCUGCGUGUCAACUUCCUCGCGGGUGGCGGUUGUCACGCGCGCCCGUGUUCUAUCCCUUAGGAAAAUGAGAGGCUUAGUAAUGAGCCUGCAUGCCUCCCCCGAAAAGUUGCUAGGAGAUAUUAGAGUGGUUCAGAAUCACGUUCAAGUCGAAAAAGCAAGCGUCAAUUGGUAUCAUGUGACCAAGUUUCUCCAUUACUUGUCUUUCACUGUUCAUUAUCCAUACUGAGGAAGUUGUUUCAUGCCAGUUGUAUCCACAAUAACCAUUUAGAAAUGGUCACACUCAUCUUAGACCUGACGUUAACUUUUUGCCAUAAAGGUGAUUGUAAAUCUCAAUUAACUGUUUAAGUGAUUUGUGCAAGCGAAGAAAUAUGAAGGACAUUUCUAGUAGGAAGCAUUCUAAAUGUGGCUUAUUUUUGUGGUCUCUUUUUGGCAGAUUUGUACAGCUUUUUUUAGUGUAGAGACGACAGUCAGGUACACACUUUGCUCCCCCGCCCUUGCUGGGCCUUAGAUUCUAACUCUUGCUAUACUUGCAGACAGUCGAUCAUUGAUAUGACGUUAUUUUUUUUUUCUUUUCCUACCGUUUUAGCUGCGUGUGAUAAAGGCUGUCGCAACUGUGUGGAUGGCAAUUGUCUCGAAUGCAAAGCAGCUUUUGAGCUGGAUCAAGAGUCAAAGCAAUGUGAAAAGAAGAAAGGCAAGUCAAACAGAUUAAAACUGAGACCAAGACAUCUGUCGCCGUUUCGUCAUUUUUGAGGGAAAUCUUCACUGUUUAGCAAUUUGGCGCGUCAAAUUGUUAGAAAUGAAUUCGAAACUUCAAUUAUUUUUUUAAAAAGGGAAAAGGAAAUGUUAAUGUAUAAAAAUUAGAUCAAAAUUAUUUAUUGAGGUACCCUGUGUACCAGGGGUUUUUUCUUGCGUUCGGCGAUUGAGUGCGGCGGAGACGCUUUGGCGUCGGGAGCAGGUCGACACGUCUUCGGCCUUUAAGCCGAAGCCACGAGCGGCGAAGCGCGCGUCACUAAACCGGAAAACCGCGCAUGAAAAGUCUCUGGCAACCAGGAUACCGUUUAGGCCCUAAGAGUGACUAACAUCAACUUUCUCCGAAUACAUGAUCAAAAGAAUAGGUUAUGAGAAAUGAUAAAAUGAUCACCAGGGGAGAAUUGCUUUGAUCUUUUAUUAGACUGUUCACAGUCCUCUUUUUCCGUAAGAUCAUUGAGACCGAACGCUUUGUGUUACGGGCUGCUAUCUUGCUAUAAUGCCCGACGCCCGCCCCCUCGGUACAUUUGAAAAUCAAGAUACCCGUGACGGUAAGACGCGGUAUAUCUAAACGAUGUCACGAAAAAGUAGGGUAUUGUGAACAGUCUAAUCUUUUAUCAAAUCCUCCGCUCUACAUGUAAUUUUUUUGUCCCCUUUGAUAAAAUCUUCUUUAUUUUGGCAUUUCUUUCCUUAGAACAGUGAUGUUUUCCGUUCUGUAGGAGCUUACGCUUUCAGCCACGUUUUACGGCAAAAUGUAUUUUAUUUUACAUUAAUACUGUCCGUUGUUUUCAGUUUGUGGUAGAGGCCGCAAUAAGAAAAGAUGUGCAAAAGGCAAACCAGGAGUUAAACCCAAUAGAAAAGGUAAGCUAUUAAUCUCAUUCCACAACUGA
Messenger RNA from Porites evermanni, 3538 nucleotides. The record is from the annotation of a GenBank genome assembly. NCBI's taxonomy places the organism in Eukaryota, Metazoa, Cnidaria, Anthozoa, Scleractinia, Poritidae.